AUGCCGUUUGGUUCUGGGCGCUAUUUGCACAACCGCAGACGUGUAGCCGGGAUUAGUGAGCCAGUCCGGCUCCCUGAGACCGCCAGCACGCCAGCUAUGGUCAGAGGAUCGUCCGAAAACAUCGAUGCUCACACAGUGGUUGCGUGCCCCGGCCUGCGAGCAGGUGAUGCAUGGAGGGAAGGUCGGGGUGAGGAAACGGCGGAAGCACCUGCCUAUAAUUCGUGCGAACAAUAA
Molecule: messenger RNA, 234 nt
Organism: Soboliphyme baturini
Lineage: Eukaryota; Metazoa; Nematoda; Enoplea; Dioctophymatida; Soboliphymatidae
Source: the annotation of a GenBank genome assembly